Molecule: messenger RNA, 3231 nt
Organism: Rhagoletis pomonella (apple maggot)
Lineage: Eukaryota; Metazoa; Arthropoda; Insecta; Diptera; Tephritidae
Gene: MESK2
Product: protein NDRG3
Biological process (GO): signal transduction
Cellular component (GO): cytoplasm
Source: RefSeq, a predicted model, not a curated record
AGCUGCCAAUGCUCCACUGGCAAUUUUGACGUCGCAGCGAACGGUUGUGUUUUGUUUCCGUCGUGUUGUAGAGGGGCUAAGCACAGCUAAGUGGCACAUUUGUUGUACUGAGUCAGACCAAUUAAAUAUUAUCCAACUUAUCAAAGUGUAUCAAUUAUAAAAACCUACGAAAAAUAACCGGAAACAACGAAUUCGUGCUCACAUUCAAGGCGGUAAUUAACGCUCUUAACAACAAUACAAAGAAUAAACGCAAACGAAAUCGAGAAAAAUAAAAACGCUAAAGAAAAAUCAUUAGCGAGAAGGUGAACAAGCAAAUUAUUGAUUUUUCGUGUGGGAAAAGGGAGAAAAAAGAGAACUUCGGAAUACCAGCUGAAACGAAAGACGGCGGCGUAAAAGGAAUAAAGAAAAAAAAAACAAAAAAAUAUACGCAUAGGUACAAAAAAAACAGAUUUGUUAAUCAACAAUUAACAAAAACAGCAAAACAACAACUUGCUAAAUACAUAAUUCAAAGAAAAAAAUAUUGUGAAAACAGUUUUUUGUUGUUAUUGUAAUUGUGUGUGUGUCACCUUAACAGUGAAGUAGUAUACAAAUUUAGUGAAGGGGCCGCUAAGUUGAAUAUUAGUUGAAAGUGUGAGAAAUUCUAGCGGGAAGCGACUUCUUUGUUGAGGAAGUGCAUCAACGCAUUCAGGUCACGCCUAACGCAAAUAAACGCACGUACGCAUACGAUUGCCGAUUUUGGGAGUUGCAACAGCGUCAGAAGUGAAAAGGAACGGCAGUUCGAGCAACCCACAAAAAAAAAACAACAAGAAAAGUACUUGUGCAGCGCCUCCGCCUAUCAACGCCACUUACGUGCUACCUACACACACCAACCAACCAUUACAACUACCACCACUCAUUAGACAUUCACAAAGCACCAGUGUAAUAACAACAACUACAUUCCACCGCCAUUCCACCGCAAUAAGAAGAAGAACGAAGUAUCAGAAGAAGUAACUGAAGAAGUUAAGAAGAAGCAUCAUUGUACAGUUUACCGUUUUGUUGUAAGUGUUGUGUGUAUUUGGCUUGAAUAAGUAUGCCGCAAGCAGAAGGCGGCUAUACAGCGCUCGAUAGCGCCGGCACCAAUGGCCAUGAUGGCAGCGGUGGUGCAAUCUAUCAAUCCACCACAGAACCGACAGGGCCACAUUCGGUAUUUGAAUCGGUGAAACGCGCCAUCGGUCAGGUGGUGGGCACAACGAAUGGUAGCGCUCAGGACACAGAUGAUUUGCUAACAGCAACCAAUGGGCGACAAGCAAUUAUUGUUGGAUCAAGUAUUUAUUUCAGAGACCGGGACAAAAUUGGUAAGCCACUGAACACGAAGAUGCCAUCUGCGCCGACACACACGGCCGAGGAGGCACGUCUGUUGGGCACCAUGCCCAUCGAUCCCAUGGACGAUAUUGAAUUGCGGUCUGUGCAAUUGCAAUUCCCGAAUGCACGCGGCUCUAUUUUGGAGGCAUGCGAUCAACGUCGUGUGCCCACCGAUAAAGGGGAUAUACAUGUGGCCAUACAGGGUGACACUUCUAAACCAGCCAUUUUAACGUAUCACGAUCUGGGAUUGAACUAUGCCACUAGCUUUGCUGGUUUCUUCAAUUUCCCACCAAUGCGUGGGCUGCUGGAGAAUUUCUGCGUCUAUCAUGUUACAGCGCCUGGACAAGAGGAGGGUGCACCUACAUUGCCGGAAGACUACAUCUAUCCUACCAUGGAUGAAUUGGCCGCUCAGCUAGUCUUUGUGAUGUCACAUUUUGGACUCAAGUCGGUGAUUGGUUUUGGUGUUGGCGCUGGCGCCAAUAUAUUGGCCCGUUUCGCCCACACCAAUCCGGAUAAGGUCGGCGCUUUGGUGCUCAUCAAUUGCGUGUCGACACAGUCCGGUUGGAUUGAGUGGGGCUAUCAGAGCUUCAAUGCACGCUUCUUGCGCACCAAAGGCAUGACUCAGAGUGUCGUCGACUACCUGAUGUGGCAUCAUUUCGGACGCAAUCCAGAGGAGCGUAAUCACGAUUUGGUGCAAAUGUAUAAGCAACACUUUGAACGUGGCGUCAAUCCCACUAAUUUGGCUAUGUUUAUCAAUUCGUAUAUACACCGCAACGAUUUGAAUAUAACACGCACGCCACCAGGCACUCCCGGCACACAGCCAUCGGCAUGCACACUGAAAAUGCCAGUGAUCAAUAUUACUGGCGCGUUGUCGCCACAUGUCGAUGAUACGGUUACCUUUAAUGGGCGCUUGGAUCCAACAAAUUCAUCUUGGAUGAAGAUCUCCGAUUGCGCCAUGGUGCUGGAGGAGCAGCCAGCGAAAUUGGCCGAAGCCUUCAGGCUUUUCCUGCAAGGCGAAGGCUACGCCACGCCCCUCUCCACGCCAGCCACUUCACCAUGUGGCACCAAAUAUCAAACCUACUCGUCCAUAUUUUUUGCCAACUUCAAGGAACAAUUGGAGAAACAGCGGCGCGAACAGGAAGCUGCGGAGCAACAACAACAACAACAACAACAACAGUUGCAACGUCAGCGAAAACAACAAAAAAAGUUGCGGAGCAAUGUGCGCCUCUGCCGCGAGACUGCCAUCAAUAACAACAAUAACACAAGCACCGGCUAUGCCUCUAGCAGCGGUGAUGCCUCGGGUGGCGACUCUGAUGGCAAUGGCAACCAAUCGAUUGAACGCGAACGUCACUUGCCCGCUUUCGAUGUGGAGCAUGACUUGGAUGAUUUGGACUUGGAAGCGGAGCCGGAGCCGGAAGUGAGCGUAAAUGGUACAUCGUAUACGACUGCGCAAAAGAUGCGCAUCACAGAAAAUCCACUGCCGGAAACUGUGAGCUGUUAAACAGCAACGCUGGGCGUCAAAUUAGAAUAAGAUGUGAAAGAAAAUCGAGAGAGGAAGGAAUAUAGGGUGCGAAAGUAGUGAACUAAGUUAUCGUGGAGUUUAGAGAAGUGGUCGAACAGAGUCAAAGGACCUGCUAUCAGUCAACUUUGAAAAAUGUUUGUCACUGCUAUCAGAAAUCGACGCCAUGUAAUACCAAUUUGAAUAGAAGUAAUAGAAACAAAAAAAACUUGUUUGACAUAAAACAAAACAUCACGCGCGCGCAUAUGCCACCAGCAAUUGCUUGAGCUGAAAAAUAAAUUAAUUGCUAGUUGUCAAUAAAAGCAAAUGCAAAAGCUGCAGCGAAAAACCGCCCAAAAAAUGCUAAUUAGAAUAAUAAAAAAAAUUAUUUA